Molecule: messenger RNA, 1251 nt
Organism: Drosophila willistoni
Lineage: Eukaryota; Metazoa; Arthropoda; Insecta; Diptera; Drosophilidae
Product: microfibril-associated glycoprotein 4-like
Exons: 3
Coding region: 45-1109 (354 amino acids)
Source: RefSeq, a predicted model, not a curated record
UGGAAGUGGUCAAGCUUUAAAAUAAAUUUAGAAUAUUGUCUUAAAUGCAUCUGGAAAGUGUCCUUUCACUUUGUGUUUUCAUUCUCCUUUCUGGAUUUGAAAAUGUAAUCUCAACAAAUAUUUGGAUGAAUGACAAUGAGAAUUCUGGCGACGGACCUCCAGGUGGCGAAGUAGAUCUAUAUGAAUCUUAUUGCCAAAAGUGCUUAAGCCAAAGUUAUAAAUCAAAGUUAAAUGAACAGAUACAGAUAACUCAACAAAAUCAAAAGGUUCUAAGUUUGGAUCUUCUCGAAUUGAAAAGUAGAUUGGCAAUGAUGGACAUGCGUUUUAGAGAUCAAAAUAGUCAGCUUAGUAAAACCAUUGAAAGUCUACGUUUAAGCAAUGAAUUUUUACUUAAAAUUCUUCUUGAACCAUUGCGACAGUUAAAAAAUAUGACACAAGCAAAAGAAACUCAAACGGAAGUCGCAUUGAAGAAAAAUUUAACGAGCACAGGUUGCAAAGGCCUCUCAUCGGGAAUUCAGACUAUUAAAGUUCCUGGACUUGAGCCAUUUAAUGCUCUAUGCAAUGCAGAUGUUCAAGGAGGUGGAUGGAUUGUUAUUCAUAAACGAUUUGAUCGUAGCGAAAGUUUUAACAGAAGUUGGUCAGAUUUUAGCCACGGUUUUGGUCAAUUAAAUGGCGAAUUUUUUAUAGGGCUUGAACAAUUGCAUCGCAUUACCAACUCAGAACGUUAUGAACUCCGCAUUCAACUUGAAAAUUUUGAUAGAACUUUCGAUUUUGCUAGUUAUAAUAAUUUUUCGAUUGUCAAUGCAAGCAAUGACUAUGCUCUCGAAUCGUUGGGCGAUUUUCUUGGAACAAUUGAUAAUCUUUUGGAAAUUGUUUUAAAUGGUAAAUUUUCGACAUUUGAUCAUGAUGUUGAUGCAUAUGAUUCAUAUAAUUGUGCAUUGAAUUAUAGUGCCUGGUGGUUUAGUAAAAACUGUUUUGGACCCAAAUUGAAUGGCAUUCAUUAUAAAAGACAGUUCUAUGCAUUGGGCAGUAUGAGCUGGGAUGGAAAUAGUGCCCUCAAAGCGGUACAAAUGCUUAUUCGUCCAUAUUCUAAAGUUGAACAAUUAUAAUUUCAAAGUCAAAGAAAACACGUUUUAAAAAAUGUUCUUCUAAUCAUGAUUGUUUACUAAUCAUAAGUAAUGUCAAUAUAUCUAUCAUCAAAUGUUUAAUAUAUAAAUAUCCCAAAUAAAAACCUAUAUAUUCUGCAAUUAA